GUGGUGGUUAGCAAUCUGUUACCUCCGCCAGCUUCGACCGGGGGUGUGCGUCACCUUCCCCCCGCAUCGCUUGCGGCCUGGGAUGGCCUUGGGCCCUGAGAUGACCCGCACCUUCCACCUGGGUCACCAGGAUGCGAGAGGAUAACCCGGUCGCCUCUCCCUUGCGGUGCCUGGACCCUUCGGGUACCUGGAAAGCUCUGUUGACCUGGAUGCACACGAAGCGCCCGUCGCCGGGGCGUUGGACAGAGUUAUGCCAGCCAGAGAGAGCCACCAUGGGGACGACAGCCCCAGGGCCCAUCCACCUGCUGGAGCUGUGUGACCAGAAGGUCAUGGAGUUCAUCUGCAACGUGGACAAUAAGGACUUGGUGUGGCUGGAGGAAAUAAAGGAGGAGGCCGAGCGCAUGUUCAUCAGAGAAUUUAGCAAUGAACCUGAGCUGAUGCCCAAAACACCUUCUCAGAAGAACCGACGGAAGAAGAGACGGAUUUCUUAUGUUCAGGAUGAAAACAGAGACCCCAUCCGGAAAAGGUUGUCCCACAGAAAGACACGGAGCGGCCGGCUGAGCUCCCGGCGCCUCCGCAGCAAGGACAAGCUGGAGAAGCUGGCCCCAGUGGCAGGGGAGGAUGGCCCCGUCUUGCGGCGCGUGACCCGUGCUGCGGCUGCCGCUGCGGCCGCCACCGUGGCCUUGACAGCACCUUUGCCUGCCUCUGAGUCUCCCAUGGCACUGACAAAUAAGUCUGGGGUGAGCCUCGCGCGGGGCCAGCUGGUACCCGUAGUGGAGAUAGGCACCAGUGAGCAACAGAGCGCCAAGCAGCACCUCAGCCAGCUCAGGUCUUCCUCGGCUGUACCCCCAGCCCUGGCCCCAGCCUCCCCCAUCACCUUGACUUCGGACGAGGAAUCAACUCCCAAGAAGCCAGAGGCAGGGAGACUGGAGUCUGUCAUCCUCAGCUCCCUGAUGACUACACCCCAGGACCCCAAGGGGCGAGGGGCUGGAGCAGGGCGGUCCGCCUCCAAGCUCAGGAUCGCGCAGGCCUCCCCGGGCCUGCAGGACAUGCCUGCCUCUCCGGCCUCCUCGUGGCAGGAGCGGGUGCUGGCUCCCAUCCUGCCGGAUAACUUCUCCACGCCCGUGGGUGCCCGCCUGGACCGGAGGUCGGUGCGGCGCAGCCUGAUCUCUCCGUCCUCCCCGGGGCCCCAGCCUUCUCUGGCCCAGAAGUACUCGCUGGUGACCAAACAGACCGCCGUCCGCAGGUCCAGCAGGAUUGCCAAGAAGGCCACCGAAGAGCCGGCCGCUUCCGCCCGCAUCAUCUGUCACAGUUACCUGGAGAGGCUCCUAAAUGUUGAAGUACCCCAAAAAGUUGGCCCUAAGCAGAAGGAGCCGGGCGAGGAGACUGAGCCUGUGGAGCCCGUGGAGGCAGCUGAGCCAGAGACCCCCAAGAACGACGGGAGCACCUCAUGGCCUCGCAGUGCCACCAAGGUCGCCAUCAGCACCCCUGGCUCGCAGCCUGCGGUUGGUGGCCAGGCCAUGCCCUCAGAAGGGCAGCCAGAGGCCAAGACUGAUCGGGCAGCCGGCCCCAAGGAGCCACCCCAGAGUGUCAGGAGGAAGCGCAGCUACAAGCAGGCCAUGAGUGAGCUGGAUGAGGAACAGCUGCUGGACGAUGAGGAGCUGCAGCCCCCCAGGAGCAAGACCCCGUCCCCGCCCUGCACGGCCAGCAAGGUGGUGCGGCCCCUCCGGACCUUCCUGCACACCGUGCAGAGGAACCAGAUGCUCAUGACCCCGACCUCGACCUCCCGCAGCAGCACCGUCAAGAGCUUCAUCAAACGCAACACGCCCCUGCGCACUGACCCCAAGAGCAGCUUCGUUGAAAAGGAGCGGCAGCGCCUGGAAAACCUGCGGCGGAAGGAGGAGGCCGAGCAGCUCCGCCGGCAGAAGGUGGAGGAGGACAAGCGGCGGCGGCUGGAGGAGGUGAAGCUGAAGCGUGAGGAACGCCUCCGGAAGGUGCUGCAGGCCCGGGAACGGGUAGAGCAGAUCAAGGAGGAGAAAAAGAAGCAGAUCGAGCAGAAGUUCGCUCAGAUUGACGAGAAGACCGAGAAGGCCAAGGAGGAGCGGCUGGCUGAGGAGAAGGCCAAGAAAAAGGCCGCGGCCAAGAAGAUGGAGGAGGUGGAGGCGCGCAGGAGGCAGGAGGAGGAGGCGCGGAGGCUCCGGUGGCUGCAGCAGGAGGAGGAGCGGCGGCACCAAGAGCUGCUGCAAAAGAAGAAGGAGGAGGAGCAGGAGCGCCUGCGGAAGGCGGCUGAGGCCAGGAGGCUGGCAGAGCAGCGUGAGCAAGAGAGGCUGCUGGCCGAGCAGCAGGAGCAGGAGCGGAAGAGGGAGCAAGAGCGGAAGAGGGAACAGGAGCGGAAGAGGGAACAGGAGCGGCUCCAGGCUGAGAGGGAGCUGCAGGAGCGGGAGCGGGCCAUGAGGCUCCAGAAGGAGCGGCUGCAGCGGGAACUGGAGGAGAAGAAGAAAAAGGAAGAGCAGCAGCGUCUGGCCGAGCAGCGGCUCCAGGAGGAGCAGGAGCGGAAAGCCAAGGAGGCAGUGGCAGCCAGCAAGGGCCUGAACGUGACCGUGGAGGUGCAGUCUCCAGCCUGCACCUCAUAUCAGAUGACUCCACAAGGACACAGGGCACCCCCAAAGAUCAACCCAGAUAACUAUGGGAUGGAUCUGAAUAGUGACGACUCCACUGAUGAUGAGGCCCAACCCCGGAAGCCCAUCCCUACCUGGGCCAGAGGUACCCAGCUCAGCCAGGCUAUCCUCCACCAGUACUACCACCCCCCAAACCUUCUGGAGCUCUUUGGAACAAUCCUCCCACUGGACUUGGAGGACAUCUUCAAGAAGAGCAAGCCCCGCUACCAUAAACGCACCAGCUCCGCUGUGUGGAACUCACCCCCAUUGCAGGGUCCCAGGGUCCCCGGCAGCCUGGCCUACAGCCUGAAGAAGUACUGAGGCGGCCCGGGCCUUCUCGGCUUCCCCAGCUCCUGUCUGUCUGUCUGUUCACCUCUUUUGGUCGGUGCCCUCUUGCCCAGCGUUUUGUCGCAGAGGGCUUGGUCCUAUGUAUAUAAAUGUUCUCUGUGCCGUGGGUGGAAAGUGGCCCGGAUCUGUUUGGAGGCUGUGCUUCAGGCCCAGCCUCGCCCAGCCCAAGAGCAGCCCUCUGUAAAUAGAUUGUUAUAAUUUAGCUGAAUUUUAGCCGCUAGUGUUUGAGCUAGAUUAAUAAAGUCUAUUCCUUCAAGCCUGUGGCAGGUAUUGUGGAGAGGAAGCCUGAGCAACAGGCCCUGGCCCGGCCCUGCAGAGUGCUGGGGCUACCAGAUGGGCGGGAGGACCAAGGCACUGUUCUGGGUGUGAUUGAAAGUGUCCUGGGCCGCACCCCCAGAGAUGCUGGUCCAGCCUGUCAGAGCAGCCGUCACAGUUGACCUUCCCAGCACUCAUCACCUUUAGCCCCAGAGGAGUUGUCAGCCUCCCUGUUCCCUUCACCUGGGUACUUCUGAUGGGGUCAGUGUCCGGCACUCAUUGGGACAUCUUCAGGACAGGAAUCACACUUCGAAGCAAGAGUUUUAGUUAAAACGUCACUAGUCAUGUGUUGUCAUGUGGUGUGUACAUGCAGCUUGAGCUGUGUGUGGUGCCUCCCCCACCACCCCGACUCCAGAUCCCUGUUCUCCAUGCAGAAGGCUAGUGGGAACUAAAUGAGUUAAGAAAGCUUUGUCCAUUUUUAAAAAGCUAUGAUUUGCAAUGGCAAAUGACAUCUUUUAUAUGAGCAUAAAAGAUCUGAAAGGUUUGCUUUUCCCCCUUGAUAUCAGAAUGCAAUACCUUUUGAAAUACCUCAUAUAAGGCUUAACUUUGGGUCUUUGGAAUGUACCUAUGGGUCUGGAAAUUGGACACAAUUGUUUGGUUGAAUGAUCUGUUCUCAAGGCUGAGAGACUGGCUAUACGAACUAAUUAAAGAGAUCAGCUUCUGGAUUGUGGAACUUCUGGGGAAGUUCCAAAGGCAGAAGUGUAGGGCAGCUAAAAUAUCCCUACAUAUGUCAUUUUUGGCAAAAGCAACCUCCCACCCAACCUUCAGAUGCCCUCCCAUAAAAUCAACCUUUUGCCAAGUCUGUCAUCCAUUUUGAGUUGAUUUUUGUGUAUGGUGUGAGAUAGUGGUCUACCAUUAUUUUGCAUGUGACUGUCCAGUUUUCCCAUUUUUUUUUAAGACACUUUCCUUGUUCCAGUGCAUAUUCUUGGCUCCCUUGUCACAUUAGUUGUCCAUAUAUGUGGGCUUUCGACUUGAUUCCUUUGGUCUGUGUGUCUGUUUUUGUUCCAAUACUGUGCAAUUUUAAUUUUUAGAGCUUUGUAGUAUAGCUUGAAGUCUGGGUGUGGAAUGCCCCAUUCUCCCCAUUUUUAGUCAGGAGUGCUUUGGCUAUUUUGGGGUUUUUGUAAUUCCAUAUGGAUUUCAGGAAUAUGUGUUCCAUUUCUUUGGAGAAUUGCUAUUAAGAUUUUUAUUGGAAUUACAUUGAAUCUAUAUAUUGCUCUGAGUAGAAUGGCCAUUUUGGUAGAGAUUUUUUUAAUAUGUCCAAUUGUUUCAAGACAAUUUGUUGAAAAAAUUAUCCUUCCCACACCGAAUUGCCUUUCCGCCUUUGUAAAAGCUAAGUGACCAUAUCGAUGUAUCUUUAUUUGUGCACUCUAUUUAGUCCUGUGGCUCUAUCUUUAUGCCAAUAGCAUGUCCUGAGUGCUGUAACUUUGUGCUAAGUCUUGAUGUAGUCUAAAUGUGCUCAUAUUUUUAGAGUUGCUUUGGCUGUUGUAGUCAUUUGCAGUUCAAUAUGAAAAUUUAACAGUAAAAAAGCCCAGGAGAAGUCUAACAAGUACAGGCACCGCUCUGUCUGUGUGGGAGAGGCCCAGCGUAACUAACACGUGGCUUCAGAUACCAUCUUAAGCAGAGGUUUAAAAAAUGGGCCAGAAAGGGAAUCUAUGCUGGGUCCCCACCCAGACUUACCUACCUAAUCUCAUUACCUCUCAGCCUCUCCUGAAGUGUCACCCUAAACUAGUCAAUCUGGAGUUCCCUGUUAGCCCCCUUCAUCCCACCCCACUCCAGCCUGCCCCAGCCUUCCCUAAUGGAAAACAGGACAAAAUCUUAGUGUUUUUGUAUUUGGCACAGAUUACUUGGCAUGCGACACUAAAAGUAUGAGCUCUAAAAGAAAAAGUUACUCAAAAUUUAAUUCAUUUUGCUCUUUUUAAAGUUACCUACUCAGGACCUCCCUGGUAGUCAAGGGGUUAAAGUCUCAGCGUCAUUGAGCUGUCCCCAGGCACAGCAGACCUCUCCUGUCUCGCCUGCUGCGCCCCUCCGCAGUGUGUUUCUGUAUUUCGGUUCUGCUCCCCACUCUGUCUCUGGUGAAUCCUCUCACCCCCCGCACCUCUGGCCUGUACCCCAGUUCUUGUAUGCAUAAAUCAAUAAAAAUAAAUUUUAAGUUACCUACUCAGUAAAGUCAGGAGGAAAAAAAAUGUCAGAUGGUUUCAUGUAUGUGGAAUAUAGAGAAACCAAAGUGUCAGGAAAAACAAAAAAGACAAAACUUGCAAGCUGACCACGGA
Messenger RNA from Talpa occidentalis (Iberian mole), 5590 nucleotides. RefSeq names its product inner centromere protein (gene INCENP). The transcript has 19 exons. Lineage: Eukaryota; Metazoa; Chordata; Mammalia; Eulipotyphla; Talpidae. Bases 132 to 2978 code for a protein of 948 amino acids. Gene Ontology annotation, cellular component: midbody; nucleus; meiotic spindle midzone. The record is from RefSeq and is a predicted model, not a curated record. Gene Ontology annotation, molecular function: protein serine/threonine kinase activator activity. Gene Ontology annotation, biological process: positive regulation of protein serine/threonine kinase activity; meiotic spindle midzone assembly; mitotic cytokinesis.